Messenger RNA from Rotaria sordida, 2094 nucleotides. NCBI's taxonomy places the organism in Eukaryota, Metazoa, Rotifera, Eurotatoria, Philodinida, Philodinidae. The record is from the annotation of a GenBank genome assembly.
AUGAGUACAGAAAUAAAUUCAACUUCUUCUCCAUCGACAUCACAACAACAAAUAACAUCUGUACAACAAUCUGAUAAACAUUUAAUUGAAUCAUUAAACAGUACAAUUGAAAAAAGAAGUUUAAUGUUAAUUGAUCAAUUCGAAGAAUAUUUUCGUAUUGCUAAAUACCAACUUGUUCAAUUAAAUAAUACAAAUGUUAAAGAACAAACAGAAGAAUUAAUUAAUAAAACAGCACAAAUACAAAAUGAAAAAUAUAUUCUUGAUAAAUAUGGUACUAUUAUUUGUCGUAAUCCACUUGUUCGUGGUUUUAUCAACGCUUUAGCACAUGGUAUUUCAGAUGAUUGGAAUGAUUUACAAAAAACCAUUCAAAAAUCAUUAGGAUAUAUUACUGAAGGACUUUGUCAAUCAUUACGCGUUCAUCUUGAACAAGUUCUCGUCUCUCAAUAUGAGCCAACAAUUAUUAAUCAAUUAUUACUAAUUGAGUGUCAAUUAGUACUUUUACUUGGUGAAAUCGCUUAUAAACAAAGUGGUGAUAUGGAAAAUAAUCCUCAAAAUCGAUCAUUAGCAAAGGAUAGUGAAGAUGAUCAUCAUUUGGUACUUAAUGAAAAUAAAAAGAAAGAAACAUCUGAACAAGAAGAUACUUUUGAAACAAUAGAUGAUGUAUUAUUAAAAGAACAACCAACUAAAUCUGUUAUUAAAGAAUAUAAUCUAAAAGAAAUUAAUACAAUUGGUCGUGAACAAUCUAUUCUUCAAUAUUAUAAAUUAUUAAUAAAUGAAAAUUGUGAUAAAUUAAAUAUUAACAAACUUACAUCAAAUGAUGUAAUACAAACGACCAAUUUACUUAUUGAACCAGGUGGACAAAUGAUAAGUCAUUCAUAUAAACCAGAAAAACUUAUGACGAAUAAUGUGAAUGAAUUAAUACGUGAAUUAAAUAAAUCAAAAGAACUUUCAAGUAAAUCAUACGAGCUUUUAUGUAAUCUUCGUCAAUGCGAAAAAACAAUGAAUGAAAUUACAAAUUUAUUAGAUUUAUAUUCUCUUCAGGAAUCAUUUAAAUAUUUAAAACUAAAUUUUUCGAAAGAAUAUGAAGAACAUCAUUUAUAUGAUGAUGUUGUAUCAGUUUUAUAUCCUUAUUUAAAACAAUAUCUUUCUUCAAAUUGGAAUAUUUUUAAUGAUAAUCAUAAUCAAGAAUUAAUAGAUUUAUUUUUAAAAUGGCGAAUAAUAUUACAAUAUGUUACAAUUGGUUUAAUAAUAGAUGAUGAUAGUGCAUCAAAAGCAAAUAUGAAUUUAUAUGAUUAUUUGAUAUGGAGUACUUGGAUGCCGGUUAUACAAGAAACUAUUCAACAAUGGAAUUUAUGUGAAUCUGAUAGUUUAAUUAAUUUUCUUAAACAAUGGCAAGCAUGUGUACCAGAAUAUUUAUUGGACUACAUUCGUGAUCAACUUAUUCUUCCAAAACUUCUUAUUGAAGUUGAGCUAUUGGAUUCAAAAUGCGAUUCAACAGCAGUACAUAGUGAUAUUCGUUGUGUAAAAUUUCGUACUUUAAAAUAUCUUGAAUCAUUAGGCAAUCGUAUUAAUCAUUAUCUUGUUGAUGAUACUUUGAAUUAUUUAAUUAAAGAAGCAGCAACAUUGGAUAAUGAUAAUCAUAUUACAUUUAAUGCACCAGUUUAUGAAUUAGAACCUAUAAUUCAUCUUGAUAUUUUUCUACCUCGGAUAGUUGAUUUAUCAUUACAUAGUUCUGAUUGUCAACACCAAAAUUCUACUUAUUUAAAAAAUGCGGCAUCGAUUAUUAAACGUAUUUUAAGUAUUUCAUUACAUCCGAAUAGUUCUAAAAGACUUGGAUCAACUGAAUGGGAGGCAUUGGUGGAUGUUUACACUCUUCAAUUACUUUAUGUAUUUGGUGAAAGUUUAGCAAUACCUAAAGGCGAUGAUCCAUCUCUUAGUAGUUUUAUGAUUAAUUUUAGUUACAUGGUUGAGGCUUUUUUUAUAGGUACUCAACAACAAGCGAUCAGAGCUUUAUCUCAUAUAGAACGAAUAAUAAUAAAAGAGAAAUCUUAUUUAUUUGUUCAAGCAACACCUAAACAACAUCGUCCACCGUAA